AUGAAGCUCCAAAAUCUUCUCUUCUUUGCAUUUGGCUUGACAGCUGCUGCUGCUGCUGCCAUCUCUGUUGAAGAAGAUGUGGCUGCAGUUGCAAACCAUAAGACAACAACUACAGCCUCAACCAAGACAACCUCAACCAAGACAACCUCAACCAAGACAACUAAAACAAAGACAACUACCACAACUACAAGCACCAGCACCAGCACCAGCACCAGCACCAGCACCAAGACCAAGACCAAGACCAAAACUACAACCACCAAGGUCAGCAAGCCCACAGGAACUCCCUGUGCCGGCAACAAAGCCAGCAACAGAUCCAAAUGGUGCAAGUACGACACCAGCACCGACUACACUGAAGUCGUGCCAGAUACAGGCGUAACCCGCGAGUACUGGCUCACUCUUGAGGACCUGACAGCCGCACCAGAUGGCUUCAGCCGUCCAGUAAUGGCAGUCAACGGGUCCAUCCCCGGCCCAACAAUUAUCGCAGAUUGGGGCGAUUGGGUCGUUGUGCACGUUACCAACAACUUGCUCACAUCCAAGAAUGGCACCAGUAUUCACUGGCAUGGUAUUCGUCAGAACUAUACCAAUGGCCAGGACGGCGUUGUCUCUAUUACCCAGUGUCCGACUGCUCCUGGUGAUACUAUCACCUAUAAAUGGCGGGCUGUGCAGUAUGGUUCUUCGUGGUAUCACUCUCAUAUUGGUCUCCAGGCUUGGGAGGGUGUCUUUGGUGGGAUCAUUAUCAAUGGUCCUGCGACGGCUAAUUAUGAUGUUGAUCUGGGCAAUUUGUUCUUAACGGAUUGGUCUCAUCAGACAGUUGAUGAGCUUUAUUCAUACGCUCAGACUAUCGGUCCGCCAAUUCUGGACACUGGGCUGCUGAAUGGGACUAACGUCUAUGGUAAUGGCUCAACGGCAACUGGAGAGCGUUUUACAAUGAGAUUUGAAAGUGGCACUUCGUACAGACUGCGACUUGUUAAUUCUGCUGUUGACACGCACUGGAAGUUUAUGAUUGACAAUCAUACUUUGACUGUGAUUUCCGCGGACUUUGUGCCAAUCAAACCAUUCACCACGAACUAUCUCAACAUCGGAAUGGGCCAACGCUACGAUGUGAUUGUAACGGCCAAUCAACGCAAGGUCGCCGAAUCCUUCUGGAUGCGUGCCAUCCCCCAAGAAGCAUGUUCCGAAAACGCCAGCCCAGACAACAUCCGGGGGAUCGUGCACUACAACAAAAAAGUCAAGGAACCAACAACAAGUCCCUGGUACUUUGCAGACGACGGAUGCGUGGACGAGCCCGCCGCCAGCUUGGUCCCCUACGUGCCCAAAAGCGUCUCCGCUGCAGACUGGAGCGAUCUGGAGGACGUGACGGUAGGCCGCAACUCGGCGAAUCUCUUCCGCUGGUACCUCAACAGCACGUCGAUGCAAGUCCUCUGGGAAGACCCGACUCUGCUUCAGGUCUUCAACAACCAGACGGACUACAGUGACACCAGUGGACUGAUCAAGCUGCCUAAUGCCAAUGAGUGGGUGUAUCUCAUGAUCAAUACUACCAUCCCGGUCACCCACCCCAUCCAUUUGCAUGGGCAUGAUUUCUUUGUUUUGGCGCAGGGUUCUAAUCCUUGGGAUGGAAGUGUGAACACUAAUAAUCCCCCGCGACGAGAUACCGCUAUGCUUGUUGGUAAUGGGUAUCUGCUUAUUGGCUUUGAGACGGAUAACCCUGGGGCUUGGUUGAUGCACUGCCAUAUUGGAUGGCAUACCGAUGAGGGAUUUGCCCUGCAGUUCUUGGAGAGGGAGGAGGAGAUUGAUCCUUUGAUUGAUUUCGAUGCUUUGCAGGAUAAUUGUGCGGCGUGGAAUACUUAUGAUGUCACUUAUAAUAUUGAACAGGAGGAUUCAGGGAUCUAA
This is a messenger RNA of Penicillium nucicola, 1890 nucleotides long. RefSeq lists its product as uncharacterized. Bases 1 to 1890 code for a protein of 629 amino acids. Gene Ontology annotation, molecular function: copper ion binding; oxidoreductase activity. The record is from RefSeq and is a predicted model, not a curated record. NCBI's taxonomy places the organism in Eukaryota, Fungi, Ascomycota, Eurotiomycetes, Eurotiales, Aspergillaceae. The transcript is spliced from 2 exons.